This is a messenger RNA of Colletotrichum orchidophilum, 1083 nucleotides long. RefSeq lists its product as uncharacterized. The transcript is spliced from 4 exons. Lineage: Eukaryota; Fungi; Ascomycota; Sordariomycetes; Glomerellales; Glomerellaceae. The coding region runs from base 1 to 1083 and encodes 360 amino acids. The record is from RefSeq and is a predicted model, not a curated record.
AUGAGAAUCCCGCCCAUCGAAGUGCUCAUCAAAUGGCCGCGGCCAAACUACAUCAACCCGGUCAACCGGGGGCCGGCGCUGGUCAUCAUCGAAAUUAUAUUUCUGAGCAUCGCUAUGAUAUGCCUGUGCUUGCGGAUGUACAUCAGGAUCGCCAAGAUCCGCCAGACGUGGUGGGAUGACUGGCUCAUGGUCGCCAGCAUGAUAUUCUGCAUUGGCGUCACAAUUUGUGUCAUUCUAGCCACUGAAUUAUAUGGUUGGAACCUGCACGUGUGGGAUGUCCCGCUGUCGCUGAUGAAGAAGAGCCGACAGAUCUCCAUAGCCGCGCAGACGCUCUUCCUCUUCGCCUCUGGCCUUUCGAAGCUCUCGAUUCUCGCCAGCUAUCUGAGGCUUGCGGCGCCCGGCACUUGGUUCCAGCGCCUGACGUGGGUGACUGGCGGUCUCGUCUUCACCUCGACCUGGGUCUUUCUCAUUAUACUCUGGACCCAGUGCAUGCCGAUCUGGCACUACUGGACCCUGUCCGCCGACUGGGGAAACUGCAUCCCCGAGUGGCCGCCCCUCGCCGGCCAAGGAAUCAACAAUGUGCUGAACGACGUCGCCGUCUACCUCCUCCCGAUGCCGACCUUCUUCAGGCUUCAGAUGCCCCUCUCCCAGCGUGUCAGCCUCAUCAUCCUCUUCGGCUUUGGCAGCGUCGUGGUGCUUGCGGGCAUCAUGCGGACAUACUGGGUUAUUCACGUGGAGGUCCUCUACGUGGAGGACCCUUCGUAUGACUUGACGUGGGACGGCUUCAACAUUUGGGUGUGGACCGCUCUUGAGGCGAACCUCGCCAUCGUCUGCGGCUGCGCGCCGACGCUGCGGAGGCUGUUUACCGCCGGCGGCAAGGACAAGACGCCUCAAGUGCACAGCUCAAUACAGGCGAUUCGGCCGUCGGGGAUGAAGAGGAGGAAGAGCCGGUUCUUGGGAACGUGGCAGCGGGAGGAUGAUAUUGAGGAGCACGGGCUUACAAUAUUUGAGAUGAGGGGCACGAAUGAUGCGUCGAUGAACAAGUCGGUGGAAAUUCACGAAUGUACGCAUUCAUGUCAUUGA